Aricia agestis (brown argus) is the source of this 808-nucleotide messenger RNA. RefSeq lists its product as uncharacterized. Gene Ontology annotation, biological process: regulation of transcription by RNA polymerase II. NCBI's taxonomy places the organism in Eukaryota, Metazoa, Arthropoda, Insecta, Lepidoptera, Lycaenidae. Gene Ontology annotation, cellular component: transcription regulator complex; nucleus. Gene Ontology annotation, molecular function: DNA binding. The record is from RefSeq and is a predicted model, not a curated record. Bases 39 to 770 code for a protein of 243 amino acids. The transcript is spliced from 2 exons.
GGGGAGCGUCACGCUUUCGCGCACGUGUUUUGUACAAAAUGGAGGUAGAUAUCGAUAUUGAUAAAUUAAUAGUGGAAGUUCAAAAACACCCAGCUAUAUGGAACUCGAAAUCCGCUGAAUAUAACGACAGAUUUGAGAAAAUAAAACAAUGGGAGGCAGUAGUGAACUCAUUGAUAGAUCCGUACCUAUCGAUCGAAGAAAAGAAAGUAUUAGGACAUAUUGUACAAAAAAGAUGGAGGACGAUUCGGGACGCUUUUGUUAAACAGCGAAGAGAACUAGCUCAAGCUGCAGAGGCCGGCAAAACUAUCCCUAACAAAAAAAUUUACAAAUACUACAAACAACUUAUGUUUCUUAUACCUAUAGUGGGAUGUAAUACUAGUACAUCGACUACUGAAUCAGUUCAAGAAAACGUGAUUCACAUAGACAUAGACGCAGAAGAUGUGCCACAAAGCAGCAGCAGUGUCCAAUCCCCCGCGUCACCUCCAGCAAAAAAGAUUAAAAAUGCUGACAAAAUUGAACGCGAACUUGCAAAUGUUCUUAAAUGUACACUAGCGCAAAAGUAUGGGGAGAAUGAUCCUGAUCGUCAGUUUAUGUUGUCGUUGGUAGAAGAUUUAAAAAUGGUACCUCCGAGAUUAAAGUCGCAAGUGAAGAUGAAUAUACUGAAAUGUAUCAUGGAAGCCCAGAGAGAAGAAGAAGUGGCGAGGGAGCAAAUUCAUCAAGAGGAAUACACAAUAAUUAGUUUACCUGAUAAUGUAAAACAUGAAGCAUAAUAUUAUAAUAUCAUUAUUAUUAAAAAAUACGUGUGGUG